This is a messenger RNA of Macrobrachium nipponense, 1172 nucleotides long. RefSeq names its product large ribosomal subunit protein uL10-like (gene RpLP0). The record is from RefSeq and is a predicted model, not a curated record. Gene Ontology annotation, molecular function: large ribosomal subunit rRNA binding; structural constituent of ribosome. The coding region runs from base 175 to 1128 and encodes 317 amino acids. Lineage: Eukaryota; Metazoa; Arthropoda; Malacostraca; Decapoda; Palaemonidae. Gene Ontology annotation, cellular component: cytosolic large ribosomal subunit. Gene Ontology annotation, biological process: ribosome biogenesis; ribosomal large subunit assembly; cytoplasmic translation. The transcript has 6 exons.
AAAUUUCAAAGCCAAAACAGUGUUAAUUUGUGAUUUGACCACUGUUCAUUUCAUACGUCCUAACGCACGUUCACUUUGCGGUUUGCGCAUCGCGUUAUUCAUUUCUUCUCAACCUCGUGUAGUCGAUGCGUCCCUAAUUCCGGUUGAUACGGUGCCUUAAUCCACGCAUUCAAGAUGGUUAGGGUGGACAAAACGACAUGGAAGGCAAAUUACUUCACCAAGAUUACUCAGCUUUUUGAUGAAUACAGCCGUUGCUUCAUUGUCGGAGCUGACAAUGUUGGUUCCAAGCAGAUGCAGGAGAUUCGCAUUGCUCUCCGUGGACAUGCUGUUGUUCUUAUGGGAAAGAACACCAUGAUUCGCAAAGCCAUCCGUGGUCAUUUGGAGAACAUUCCUGCUUUGGAGAGGCUUCUUCCCCACAUUGUGACCAAUGUUGGCUUUGUUUUCACCAAUGAAGAUCUUGCCGAAAUUCGUGACAAGCUUCUGGCCAACAAGAAGAGGGCUCCUGCUCGUCCUGGUGCCAUUGCUCCUUGUGCAGUAACCAUCCCUGCCCAGAACACUGGAUUGGGUCCUGAGAAGACAAGUUUCUUCCAGGCUUUGCAGAUCCCCACCAAGAUUUCCAGGGGUACCAUUGAAAUUGUGAAUGAUGUGCAGUUGAUGAAGGAAGGUGACAAGGUGGGUGCUAGCGAAGCCACGCUUCUCAACAUGUUGAACAUUUCCCCCUUCACCUAUGGUUUGGCUGUCCAGCAAGUAUAUGACCAGGGCACUGUCUUCUCUCCCAAAGUGCUUGAUAUCACUGAUGAAGAUCUCAUGGGAACAUUCCAGACAGGUCUGAAUAAUGUUGCUGCUGUGUCACUAGCAAUUGGCUUCCCAACAAUUGCUUCUGUGCCGCACUCUGUUGUCAAUGGUUUCAAGAGGUUGUUGGCUCUGGCAGCUGUAACAGACAUUACUUUCAAGCAGGCAGAGACACUCAAGGAGUUCUUGGCUGAUCCAAGCAAGUUUGCAGCUGCUACUGCUGCUUCUGCUCCAGCAGCUUCUGCUGCUGCUGCAGCUCCAGCUGCUGAAGCCGCAAAGGAAGAGGAGCCAGAAGAGGAAUCUGAUGAUGACAUGGGCUUCGGUCUCUUCGAUUAAACGUCCACCAUGGCGUUGAUCAUUGAAUAAAUAUGAAACAAAAA